AUGGAAGAAGUGUUUGUUAUACCUGAAUGCUCUCCACAAUUGAAGCCUGUGAUUGGUCAGAAGUUCCAAUCCCUAGAUUUUGUGUUUGCGUUUUAUGAUGUUUAUGCCCGCGCUGUUGGGUUUGAUACCCGCAAACAAGGAAUGAGGAAGGCGUCGGAUGGUGUUACUACUUGGUAUUAUGUGGUAUGCAAUAGGGAGGGCUGCAAGAGGUCGAACGAGGAAGAUGAUGUGAAUGCACGCUCUGGUUUUACUCUUAAACGCAGGCGGCUUUCCAAGCGUUGUGGUUGUAAAGCUUGUAUAUCCUUCAAGUACUUUUCCGAAUCAGGAAUACCGGGAUAUAUUAUUCACGAGUUCAACGAGGUUCACAACCAUUGUAUGGUGGAGUCGGAGCAUCAGCAGUUUAUGACACUUAACCGGAAGUUGGAUGACGUACAUCACAAAUUCAUUCUUGACUGUUCCAAGGCUAAUAUAGGCCCCACACUUACCUUUAAGGUAUCGAAGGAAAUCCUCGGUGGGUUUGACCUUGUCGGUUGCAAUGUUGGGGAUAUCAGGAACACAUCUCGUGACAUCAAAGCAUUCGCACACGGUUGUGACGUGCAAAUGGUGUUGGAAGACAUGGCGAAGAAGAAGGAGUUGUCGGACGCCUUCACAUAUCACUACGAAGUUAAUGAUGCUAACCAGUUGGUUGCCCUUUUUUGGUGUGAUGGUUUGAUGAAGAGGAACUACCAUAUGUUUGGUGACAUAGUGGCGUUUGACUCCACUUACAACACAAACAGGUACUGCAUGAUCUUCACACCUUUCACGGGGAAGGACAAUCAUGGUAAACCCGUAACAUUUGCUGCUGGAUUGGUCUGCAACGAGAAAACAGGGGCCUUUGCCUGGUUGUUCAAACAUUUUGUCGAAUGCAUGGGUGUAGCCCCCAAAAUGAUUGUGACCGAUCAAGACUUAGGCAUGAAAUCAGCUAUUCAAGAGGUUCUUGUUGGAACUCGACACCGAUGGUGUAUGUGGCAUAUAAUGCACAAGUUGGCUUCCAAGGUUCCAGGCAGGUUGCUUAGGGACGAAGAUUUCAAGAAAGAAUUCAAUGCAUGCGUUUGGUCGGACUUGCUUGAACCCGACGAAUUUGAAGAGGAGUGGAAUGGAGUGAUUGAGCGUUAUGAGCUGGAAGUCGUUGAUUGGUUGAACACAUUGUACGAGUAUAGACAGAUGUGGAUACCGGCCUACUUCAGAGAUUUCCCACUCGGUUCGAUGAUUAGGACUACGUCCAUAUCAGAAUCUGAAAACAGUUUCUACAAAAAUUUUAUGAAGCCCCGAGCGAACCUUGCCGAAUUAUACUUGUAUUUCAACAAUGCUCUGGACUUUCAGCGGAAUGCUAGAACAAAGCUGGACUACAACGAUGCUACUUCCGUGCCCAUACUGGCCACUAAGUUGGGUUUCGAGAAACAUGCUGCGACGCUUUAUACAGACAGUAUGUUCAGGAAGAUACAAGAAGAAAUUGUUGAUGGGAAUGACAAAUGCCGUGUGCUUGGUUUUUCAUCAACAGAUACGAUGGACACCUACAAGCUUGGGGACAACCGACGGAAUUCGAACAAUGAAGUGUCAAAAAUUCCAGAGAUGUACUGCAACAGCCGAUGGAUGAAGACUCCCUUAGCCAAGGCCGUACAUGGAAUUUUUGAUGUCACCGUAGAAACAAUGUCCACCGUUGACGAUAGGCAGACUGUUACAAAUCAGGGAAUAUCGUUGUUCUACGGCUUUGUUCGACGUUUUGAUAGUGACAUUGAAGUGCUUCGUGCUUUCGUUAGUGGUUUGGAAGAACUUGGUAAUUCUCUUCAAGCAGGAACUCCUCCAUCUUUGGCGUUUGAAAAGAGGCACAUGAUUGAAGAAUUUUACGGAAUGCCAAGGCCUGAAGUUGUAGAGGUCCAUCAUCCGGAUGUCGUAAAGACGAAGGGUCAUGCUAGCAGCUCCGCGAGCCGAUUGGUUUCAAAGAGAGAAAAGGCUAUAAAGGAGGCUGCUAGGCCUCUUAGACGUUGUAAGGCGUGCGAUGAGUUGGGCCAUCACGACUCUAGAAACUGUCCAAUGCUUAAAGAGCUGGAGAAGGAGAAAGCGCUUAGCAAAGGGAAGAGGAAAGCUUGA
Salvia hispanica is the source of this 2130-nucleotide messenger RNA. Its product is annotated as protein FAR1-RELATED SEQUENCE 5-like. Lineage: Eukaryota; Viridiplantae; Streptophyta; Magnoliopsida; Lamiales; Lamiaceae. The record is from RefSeq and is a predicted model, not a curated record.